Messenger RNA from Zymoseptoria tritici IPO323, 541 nucleotides. RefSeq lists its product as uncharacterized. The coding region runs from base 70 to 408 and encodes 112 amino acids. Lineage: Eukaryota; Fungi; Ascomycota; Dothideomycetes; Mycosphaerellales; Mycosphaerellaceae. The transcript has 2 exons. The record is from RefSeq and is a predicted model, not a curated record.
GACGACCGUCCGCUCAGCACCACCCUCAAACGUGCGCACGAAAUCCUCUCUCACAACCUCACCACAACCAUGGCGAAACUAGGCAACCUCAUCCCCCUCCUAAUCCUCUUCGUCGUCAUCGGCAUCGCCGCCUGGAUUGGCUACGGCUUCUACACCUGGUCCAACGAACUCGCCGCGCGCGGCCAAAAGAAAAUGGAGAAGAAGAACAUGGCGUUUACGAAAGAGGGCGGGCUGAGAGUCGGAGUGAAGGGGGAGAGUGAUGAGAAUGUGGGGGACAAGACGCAGAAUGUGCUCUACAACGUCUGGAACAACGCGGAGCUGCCCGCUUCCAAGUCGAGACUGGGGUGGAAUAGCUCGCAAGAGGGCGCGGCGAAGAAGGGUGGGGCUGCGGCGAAGACGAGCAAGUAGAACGUGUGAGGGCAUAUGGCUGGGAAUGAUGCGGACGUGGGAUGAUCAACGACGUUAUGAAUUGGAAUGCAGCAUGGCUAGGGAUCAACGAAAUGACGCGGCGUGCGCGAGAGGCAAGACGGAUACACUGUGG